Messenger RNA from Asterias rubens (European starfish), 9952 nucleotides. Its product is annotated as fibrillin-3-like. The transcript has 32 exons. The record is from RefSeq and is a predicted model, not a curated record. Gene Ontology annotation, molecular function: calcium ion binding; protein binding. Gene Ontology annotation, biological process: Notch signaling pathway; axon guidance. NCBI's taxonomy places the organism in Eukaryota, Metazoa, Echinodermata, Asteroidea, Forcipulatida, Asteriidae. Bases 69 to 9842 code for a protein of 3257 amino acids. Gene Ontology annotation, cellular component: cell surface; signaling receptor complex; plasma membrane.
UGGAAGAUGAACUUCGUGAUUUCCGCGUAAAACAAAAUCUGAAGUGUUAAUCCAGAAACUUUUACGACAUGCUCGGGAAAGCGUCUCAUUCAACCAUUUGUAUGGUGGCAUUUUCAAUUUUGUUUGGAUGUUUUAUCAGCAAAGAAGUUCAUGGCCAACUUGUAACCAAUGAAGUGAUCGCCGGCGAGGAUGGAGACACCGAGGCGUUGGCUCAGCUCGGCCGGUUGAUCGCCUCGCGGGCCCCGGUACCGACCGAUCUGAUCUUCGUUCUCGACGCCACCCAGAGCGUCAAACAGGACCGAUUUCAGCAAAUCGUACUCAAAUUAGUCCGGGAUUUCACCUCGGUUUUCCCGCUUGGGUACAACCAAACCAGGGUUGCUGUCGUGGUGUUUGCGGGAUGCCAAAGGGUACGGACUGGGGUAGAUUUUAUCGUUGACGAUGGGGCUAGGGGUGAGGGGGAUUACUCGAGGUGCUCGCUGAUACAAUCGUUGGAGCAUGUUGAGUUUCUUGGAGGUUCCGGCUCAUGUUUAGGUAGAGGACUUCAUAUGGCCGAGAAGCUUCUUGCGUCUGGAAGAUCAUAUGCAGAAAGGUUAGUGGUCACUCUUACGGACGGUCGUGCCCGUGGUGACACGGCCCCGACCGAGGUUGCUGAACGCAUGCGCCAAGAGGGAGCGACAGUAGUUGCGUUCGGAAUCGGCAAUGGAGUGAACAAGAAAGAACUGAUUGCCAUGGCAACGCAAGAAUAUAGUUUUUUCUUUAAGAAGUGGGAAGAUGUGACCCCACUUUCAACUGGUCUAACUGAAGACAAGAGACCAAAUCAACUUAUAGUGAAUGUCAGUGCCAAUCAUUGUAGCCGGCUCUGUGACGGGCCAAGUGGCAGUGGGUGUUGUGGCGGCUCUGCACGGUGCGUCUGUCACGUCGACACGGGGGCGUUUUCAUGUAGUUCCUCGAUGUGUCCGCUAGGCUACGCUGUAAUUGGGGGAAACUGUGCAUUUGUAGCUGAUUCUGUGCCGUCAUGUUCGGCUCCAAGGUCACCACCAAAUGGUCAGGUGUUCUGCAUCGACCCAAACUUGGCUCUGGGUUCAACCUGUACAUUCAGUUGCGAUUUUGGUAGAAUUGCAGUUUCAUCGAUCGUGUGUGAAGUUACCGAAGAUGGAGACGCUGUGUGGGUUGGUGAGACAUCUAUCUGCCAAGCAAACUCAAACCUGGUACCUCCAGCCUGGCUCAACUGCCCCGUCAAUGUGAUCCUACCAGCGGACCAUCGGCGUUCCACUACCAUGGUAACUUGGCCUAUUCCUCGAGCUGUCGAUCAAUCCGGCAGUCGGCUUAUCACUACAUCAACCAUAAAGCCACCAGUGUUAUUGGGGGUUGGAGUGACUAAAAUCAAGUAUAAUGCUGUCAGUGGAAAUGGGAUGUUAGCAGAAUGCUCAUUCAACGUUGAGAUCAUUGAUGAAGAGCCGCCACUCCUGCUCUUAUGUCCAGCGGACAUUACAAAGACGACGGACACCCAGACCAUGUGGGUGGCGUGGGACCCCCCAAGGUUUCAGGACAACAAGGGCAUCUCAUCAACGGACACAAAUAGUCAGGCGGAUGGCAUUAUAGCCUCAUUAGAUGCACAGAAGGACGUGUGGUACCAGGCUAAGGAUGCUGCUGGAUACAACGUUUUUUGUAACUUCACAAUUUUUCUGAAAGCUUAUGAAUGUUCCUACAUGGAACCACCUCUCCAUGGGGCUUUGGUAUGUGAGAGUUGGCUAGAUGGGGGUACCCUGUGCGUCGUUUCAUGUCAGGAGGGGUACACCUUCAGCCAAUCGCCGGCUUCUAUCUACGUGUGUUCGGAUUCGUCAUCUAGUGAAGAAACGCAUGAAUGGCGAGGGCUUGAUCUAGCUACAGCAACUCUUCAGGAUGUCGGGGCGUCUUGGCCUCAAUGUUACAAAAUAGUCGGCACUGACGAAACAGGGCCAUCAGGGAAAUCCAUUCAUCAGUACGAACGUCCAUGCAACACUGAAGACACAAAGACUGCACUCCGUAAGAAGUUCUUACGACUGUUCCGCAAGCUGGAUCGAGACAUUGCAGGAUUCUGUGGCGAUGGAUGCGAGGAGGAUGGUAUCCUUGUGUCUUGUGGGGUGCAGUAUUUGGCGGAUGCGGAGAACCAGGGAAGAGGAGAUGUAGAGAGAUCUAGAAGAGAUGUUGAUGAAGUGCAUGGUGUUUCUGACCAGGUUCCUGCCAAGUCAAGAAAAUCCAAUAUUCUUUCAAAUGAACUUGUCUUGAGACUUCACCAACGUCUGUUGAGUGACGACGAUGGGUCUCUGAGGAAGUCAACUGCUCCCUUCUUUGAGACGGAAGACUUUGGUGCUGCUGCUUCUUCCUCCCAGCAAGGAUUAGUUUGUGAGCCAGGGCAAAUCAAACGACGAUUCAGAUGCUUGAAAUGUCCUUUAGGUACUCGGCACAAUCCAGACGCUGGUGCCUGUGUGUCAUGUCAGCUUGGAACCUAUCAGAACGAACAAGGGCAGAUAUCUUGCAAGGAUUGCCCAUCAGGAACCACUACAAGAGGUCCAGGUGCCAGACAACCCAGCCAGUGCUUGAGACUGUGUGCAGUCGGCACUUCUUCUCCGACAGGUCUGCAACCGUGUGUCGCAUGUCCCACUGGCACAUUUCAAUCAGCAGAGGGCGCUAAGUCCUGCCAACAGUGUCCAAAUAAUAGUUCUACACCAGAACAGGGUUCAAGAAGUUCUGGGGAUUGUUCAAGGCCUUGCGACGCUGGUACUUUCUCCUUCACUGGUAACACCCCUUGCAUACCAUGUGCACCAAGUUUCUACCAACCUAGGAAAGGACAGCGAGUUUGUCUGCCUUGCCAAGACGGCAUGACAACAUCCGAUAUAGGAACCAUGCUCAAGACCUCCUGCAUAGUGAAGGUAUCUUGUCAUGACGUCCCGUGUCGAAAUGGCGGCACCUGCAUAGCAAGAUCUGACAUUCAUAAUUAUUGUACUUGUCAAAGUGGUUUCACUGGUGUGAGCUGCGAAAUCAACAUCAACGAUUGUGACGAAAGUUUCUGUCUGAAUGGGGGCACAUGUCGAGAUGAGGUGAAUGGUUACCAGUGUGAAUGCGCAGUAGGAUUCACGGGUACCAGCUGCGAAACCAACAUCAAUGAAUGUAAUGACACUCUGUGUAGAAACGGAGGCUCAUGUCAAGAUGAGGUGAAUGGUUACCAGUGUGACUGCUUGGUAGGAUUCACGGGUGCCAGCUGUGAAACCAACAUCAAUGACUGUAAUGACACUCUUUGUAGAAACGGAGGCGCAUGUCGAGAUGAGGUGAAUGGUUACCGGUGUGACUGCCUGGUAGGAUUCACGGGUACCAGCUGUGAAACCAACAUCAAUGACUGUAAUGACACUCUGUGUAGAAACGGAGGCGCAUGUCGAGAUGAGGUGAAUGGUUACCAGUGUGAAUGCCUGGUAGGAUUCACGGGUACCAGCUGUGAAACCAACAUCAACGACUGUAACGACACUCUGUGUGUAAAUGGAGGCACAUGUCGAGAUGAGGUGAAUGGUUACCGGUGUGACUGCCUGGUAGGGUUCACAGGUACCAGCUGUGAAACCAACAUUAACGACUGUAAUGACACUCUGUGUAGAAACGGAGGCACAUGCCGAGACGAGGUGAAUGGUUACCAGUGUGAAUGCUUGGUGGGAUUCAAGGGUACCAACUGCGAAACCAACAUCAAUGACUGUAAUGACACUCUGUGUAGACACGGAGGCACAUGUCGAGACGAGGUGAAUGGUUACCAGUGUGAAUGCCUGGUGGGAUUCACUGGAGUGGAUUGUGGAACCAAUAUAAACGAAUGCGAGUCAGAUCCCUGUCUGCAUGGGAGUACAUGCCAGGAUGGACUCAACUCUUACCGAUGUCAAUGCAUGGCUGGAUUCAACGGGACCAACUGUGAAGUAAAUGCCAAUGAGUGUGCCUCUGGGCCGUGCCAAAAUGGGGGGACCUGUCUCGACGGGAAUGGGGAAUUUAACUGUUCCUGUACACCAAAGUUCAGCGGGCAUCUAUGUGAGGAGCGCAUUAAUCUCUGCGAGAAUCACCCCUGUGUCAAUAAUGGAACAUGCCUAGAGGCUGAGAAUGGACCGUCUUGCAUAUGUGCCGUAGGCUUUACGGGACCACAUUGCCAGGUUGAUGUCGACGACUGUUUAUCAUCACAAUGUGAGAACAAUUCUACCUGCGUAGAUGGCAUCAAUGAAUACAUGUGUGAAUGUAGGGCUGGCAUUAGUGGCAUCAACUGCGAGUUUAUUGAUCAUUGUUACUCUGAUCCAUGUGAGAAUGCUGCGACCUGUGUGAGCCAAUCAAAUGGUUUUCAUUGUAACUGUAAGUUUCGCUACACCGGCCUCCGUUGCCAGACACCGAUCCCUCGAUGUACCCCAACCACCUGCCUGAACGGAGCCAUCUGCCUCAACCGCCUCAAUGGUCCUUGGUGCCGAUGUAAGCCGGGAUUCAGAGGGACUGCCUGUGAGAUCAACGUGGAUAACUGCCUCAGGGCGCUCUGUCUGAAUGGGGCAAGGUGUGUGGAUGGGGUGACCUCAUACAGAUGUGAAUGUCUGGCAGGGUUUAACGGCAUACGAUGCGGGACCAAUAUCGAUGAGUGUCGAUCAAAUCCAUGUAAGAAUGGAGCCACAUGCGUUGAUAGAAUCAACUCCUUCAGCUGUUCCUGCCCGGAUGGAAUCACCGGGCAAACCUGUGAGAUCACUCCCAACUUCUGCUCAACAGAUCCCUGCAGAAACAACGCAUCUUGUGUGAACGAGAGAACGGAUUAUCGCUGUCAGUGUCCGUUGGGAUUCACCGGACGAGACUGCCAGAUUGACGUUGACGAUUGCGAAUCGGCGAUUUGCGAUAACGGAGGGACAUGUGUGGAUGGUGUUGCCGGGUACCGGUGCCAUUGCUUGGACGGGUUCGCAGGACCAGACUGUGAAAGUAACAUCGAUGAUUGUGUGAGUGAACCGUGUCGAAAUGGAGCAACUUGCGUUGAUAAUGUCAACUCUUUCAAUUGUCUGUGCAUCGAUGGAUUCACUGGAGAGUAUUGUCAGGAUAUCCGAGAUCCGUGUGCGUCUGGACCUUGUCUUAAUAACGGAGAAUGUCAGGACAAUGAUGGGGAUUACUCCUGUGUUUGCCCUUUCAACUACCGCGGUACAAACUGCCAGACACUAAUACGUCCAUGUGAGUUGCACAACUGCACCAACGGGGGUACAUGUGAGGACCACCCAGAGGGACCUGCACGCUGUCUAUGUGCCGAUGGCUUCACCGGUUACCGAUGUGAGCUGAGUACCGAUUACUGUGCGAGCAGUCCGUGUUCUAAUGGGGCUACCUGUGAGAACAAUGCAACGAGGUUUGUCUGCGAGUGCCCAGACGGCUUUGCCGGGACCACCUGCCUGUGGGAUGUCAAUGAAUGCCAGUCAGGUCCGUGUCAGCAUGGUGGGACAUGUCAUGAUCAAAUCAACGCAUUUCGUUGUAACUGCACAGAGGGCUAUACAGGAAAUCUUUGUGAAAUACGCAUCAACCCGUGUGACUCAUCGCCAUGUCAGAACGAGGGCCUGUGCGCUUUUGAUACGAUCACGCCAUGCCGAGAUAACGUCUCUUGCGUUGGAUUUAGUUGCUUGUGUCUUACAGGGUUCACAGGCACUAGCUGUGAGAUUGAUAUAGAUGACUGCCUCAGUGAUCCAUGUAGAAAUGGUGCAACUUGUAUCGAUGAAAUCAACGCUUUUUCAUGUGUCUGUAAUCCAGGGUAUCGCGGUCAGAAUUGUGCGGUAAACAUCAAUGAUUGCGCAGAUCAACCAUGUAGAAACGGCGGGGCAUGCGUGGAUGGGGUCAACGACUUCUGGUGUGCGUGUAACCCGGGAUUUACCGGGAGAUAUUGUCAAACUAAUAUUGACGAUUGUACAGGAAUACUGUGUAUGAAUGGUGGUACGUGCGUAGAUGAUGUGGAGGAGUUCUUCUGUCAGUGUGCUGUGGGUUUCAAUGGGGACCUUUGUGAAGAUGAUAUCAACCAUUGUGAAGGCGAGCUGUGUCUGAACGGAGGUGUUUGCGUCGAUGGUGUUGAUGGAUUUUGGUGCGAUUGUGCCCCUGGAUUUAACGGUACACAGUGUGAAGGAAAUGUUGAUGAUUGUGAGGGGGAGCCGUGUCAGAAUGCAGGCCUGUGUCUUGAUGGCGUCAAUAAUUUUACUUGUCAAUGUUUUCCGGGUUUCACUGGCGAUUUCUGUGAAAUUGACUUUGAUGAAUGUAGCAGUUUCCCUUGUCAGAAUGCAGCACAAUGCCUUGAUGGAAUCAACAACUUCACUUGUCGAUGCCUGCCGGGCUUUACCGGUGAUUUCUGCGAAAUUGACUUUGACGGAUGUAGCAGUUUCCCUUGUGAGAAUCAGGCUCUAUGUAUUGACGAAACCAACGGUUUUUCCUGCAUUUGCUCAGCAGGAUUUGAAGGUUUACUCUGCGAUAUCUACAUUGACAAUUGUCAGUCACAACCUUGUCUUAACAACGGGACCUGCGUUGAUGGAAGCAACGGCUUCACGUGUGAUUGUCCUGUAGGGUGGUCUGGUCCUUCUUGUCAGGUUCGUCUUUACUGCGUCCCGAACCCUUGUAUGAAUGCCGGGAGCUGUAUCGAGGAAGACACGGGCUUCAGAUGUUUAUGCGUUGAUGGGUUCUCGGGGGAUAUGUGCCAGACCCAGGUUGACGACUGUGCGGUGGAUUUGUGCAGUAAUGGCGGCCGAUGUGUAGAUGGCAUCAACAGCUUUAGGUGUGAGUGCACGGCCGGUUUUACAGGGAGGCUCUGCCAGUUGAGCAUCGCCGACUGCCGGUUUAUCCCGUGCCGUAACGGAGGAAGGUGCAUCGGGGGGAGCUGUCGUUGUCUACCGGGUUUUGGAGGUCAGCAUUGUGAGGAGUAUCUUGACGAUUGUUUCUCUCGGCCGUGUAAGAAUGGCGGGCAGUGUGUGGAUGGUGACAGGGACUACCUUUGUCGCUGUAUCGCUGGAUUUACUGGCAAGAAUUGUCAAGUGGACUGGGAUGAAUGUGCUUCUGCUCCAUGCCUAAAUGAUGGCAUCUGCUACGAUGACAUUGAAUCGUAUAUAUGCGAAUGUCCAGACGGAUUCACAGGAAUGAACUGUGAAGUCAACUUUGAUGAUUGCGCCUCUAACCCUUGUUUGAAUGGAGCUGAAUGUGAGGACCAACCAAGGGGUUUUAAUUGCUACUGUCCAGAGGGUUACCAUGGCAAACGUUGUGAGGAGCGAGUGGACCCAUGUGAUUCUCCCCCGUGUCUGAACGGCGGGCGAUGCACCCCGGUGCAUGAGAACAAUACCUUCCAUUGUCUCUGUCCUCGCGGUUACCAGGGACCGCUGUGUGAGGAGGACAUUGAUGAUUGUCUGGAGCAUAUGAAGGAAUGCUUGAAUGGAGCCAUGUGUGAAGAUAGAGUGGAUGGCUUCGUGUGUCGAUGCACGCCGGGAUAUACAGGUGUUCAUUGUGAACUUAAACUAUCGUCUGAUUUUGACCUGAAGUUCGGCCCAUCAACUUCACCGCCGGUCAACCUAAUCCACGUACAGCCCGACCUUUACGAGUUGACCUUAUCGCUAUGGAUACGACCUGAGGAUGCUGUACAGAGGGGAACCCUUAUGUGUUAUGUCGUUUACAACGAGACAAACUCUUCCUCUGCCAUGGAGGAAGCGUUUAGUCUCAGACAUUACAGGGAUCCAGUCAUCGAGCUGAAUGGAGAGACAGUCAGAAUGGACUUCAGGCCGAAAAGAGAAAUGAACUGGCAUCACAUUGCAUUCACGUGGGAGAGCGAGACUGGCGCCUGGAAUUUCUACUUUGAUGGGACAUUACGCAGACAGGGUACCGGACUGCAGAUGGGUCGUUUCAUUCAUGGAGGAGGGUUGCUGGUCGUCGGCAAGGAGCAUGAUGGGAUGCACGGGCAGGAGGAGGAGUCGGGUAGAUUCGUUGGUCGAUUGAGCCAGGUGAAUCUUUGGCAGUUAGCUCUAAGUGAUUCAGAGAUUCUGAGGCUGUAUGGAAGUUGUGGUCUGGAUAUGGGAGAUGCCAUGGCCUGGCCACAGACUCUACAAGAUAGAGUCAGCAGGUAUCGAUUUCAGCCGUCACAGAUCUGCAGAAGAAUCGAUGACUGUAUGACGUCACCGUGCCUUAACGGUGCCACCUGUCAUGAUGGGGUCCAUGGUUACACCUGUGACUGCCCCGAUGGAUAUAAAGGGAUCAACUGUCACAUUGAGAGUUCUAGCUGUAUGAAAGAUACCUGUUUGAAUGGUGGACAGUGCUUUGAUGGACCCAGAGGGACCGCGUGCCAGUGUGUGGCUGGAUUCAGAGGAACACAUUGCGAAGAGGCUCUGGAUCGCUGUGAGUUAAUCCGAUGCAGAAAUGGAGGAUCUUGUCACGUUGAUCGGGGUCAACCAAUAUGCAUGUGUUUGAAUGGCUUUAGAGGACCAAGAUGUAGUAGCGAUAUUAAUGAGUGUGCUUUCAACAAUGGCGGAUGUCAACACAUGUGUACUGACACGCAUGGCAGUUUCCAGUGUAGCUGUAAUCUGGGAUUCUCUCUACAGCCGGACGGCAAAUCAUGCGUCGAUUCAAGAUUCUGCAGGCAAGGUGAUGUUCUCAGACAGGCCGAUGCUGAAUGGGAAGAGGAUUGUAUGCAUUGUCGAUGUGUAGACAGUACCAUCACAUGUACACCUCUAACAUGCUUUGAUCCUGUAUGUCCCAUGGGACAAGAAGCAGUUCAAGAAGUAGGGUAUUGCUGUCCAGUCUGUCCAUCCGAUAAGCUUUCAUGCACCGUCGAUCCUCAGGGAAACUUUCAAUCCUUUGAUUUCUACUCGUACCAGUUCUUUGGCAACUGCCGUUACACACUGGCCAAAGAUUGUUCAACAGGAAGUUUCAGCAUUCACGUCGAGCUAGAGCGUAAGGGUUACCUUCCUUCACCGACCGGCACGACACAACGGAAGCUCGCCUUUGUGUAUCUCAACGGCAUCAAGAUUGAAUUACAAUCAUCAGGAGUUAAAGUUGGCGGUAGAUUUGUAAAUCUACCGUACGUCACUGGUGUACAUGAUGAUUUAAAGAUUGUGCGGAUAAGCAGCUGCCAUGUUAAGGUGACGUCGGCGAACGGUCUUGUUGUUGUUUUUGGUUCCGAUGGUGACAUCAACGUGUCUUUACCGAGGUCCUACAGAAGGAAGCUGUGUGGUCUUUGUGGCAACAUGAACGAUAAAAUGAAAGAUGAUAGUCUGACCAAGCAGCAGCUUCCGAGUCGCACCGUCAAGGAAUUCAUCCACAGUUGGAAGGUCAACGGAUACGAGCAUUGUUACCUCUCGGCGAUCGUCCCUCGGUCGCUAUCCGCACCGAGAGUUCGUUUCAGUCGCCUUCCGGCAUGUGUUGACCUAAGCUACGGGAGCUGGAAGGAAGCCCUGGUGAAGUGCGACAUCUUGAAGGAGCCGACGUUCGCCGAGUGUCGAAAAGUCGUCGAUCCGAGGAGGUUUUAUGAGCUGUGUCAGCAAGAUGCGUGUUCUUGUGGCGGUAACGAGCCGUGUUAUUGUGAAGCGAUUGCGGCGUACGCUCAGGAGUGUAGGAGGAAUGGCGUUAUUAUUAGAGACUGGAGAAACAGCACCGUAUGUGGUAUCGAGUGUCCAGAGACGAUGAUAUUCGACGACUGUGGCCCUCCGUGCAUAGAGACAUGUUUUAACACGCCUUCUCUAACGACCGAGAUGUGUCGGAAGUUACCCUGUGUGUCUCGCUGCCAAUGCGCAGCUGGCUUGGCCUACCAUAAGAAACAGUGCAUCCUAAAAUCAACUUGUCCUAAUCUUAAUGAACCAACAGGGGAGUAAACACCUCAUUGCACUGAUGAUUAUCUAAGAUGUUUUUGCUAAAGGUGGGGGAUGAUUCAAGACUACACCCAAGUCAGACUUUUGUCAAGUGUGUGUUCGUCUACGUCCAA